Messenger RNA from Exophiala dermatitidis NIH/UT8656, 1476 nucleotides. Its product is annotated as lipase. NCBI's taxonomy places the organism in Eukaryota, Fungi, Ascomycota, Eurotiomycetes, Chaetothyriales, Herpotrichiellaceae. The record is from RefSeq and is a predicted model, not a curated record. The transcript has a single exon. The coding region runs from base 1 to 1476 and encodes 491 amino acids. Gene Ontology annotation, molecular function: hydrolase activity.
AUGGCCCAAACUUCCUCGACCAUGAACAACUCCAGUUCGGAGGAUUCCUAUGACAUGACGGAGGCGAAAGACUUCGCUCCCCCGUCGCAGAAUGCCCCAACUUCCCAGAGUUCAAAGCCCGUGAGGAUUACCUUCAAUGAUAUCGACGGCUUCGAAAACGCAUCCACCAUCGAUCCUCCUGAGAACCUGCUGGCGCAGGCGUUGUCCACCGAAACCGGUUCGAGCAGACCUCGUUCCAUGUCCCACCACCUAUCGAGCACAAAGGUUCCCUCGCGACGGUUGCUGAAGUUGAAAGCCAGAUUCUGGAGAACACUGAUGACGCUCGCGAUGCGCUUCCACGAUUAUGCUCCACCUCGCUCACCCCGACCAUCAUUCAGACGCAAAAUCCCCACUGACACCAUACCGAUCGAACUCUUCUUCUACCUCCCUCCAAGAUACCACGAGACUCUCGCUAGAGACCCUGAGUUCCGCUUUCCCGCCGUUAUCAAUUUUCAUGGAGGUGGCUUUUGCCUGGGGGACGCAAGAGACGAUGCAUACUGGGCUAGAAUCGUGCUGGAACACACCAAUGCCAUCUUUGUGAGCGUCAAUUACCGUCGCGCACCCGAACAUCCUUUCCCCAUACCGGUAGACGACUGCGUCGACUCGAUUCUAUAUGUGGAGGAGCACGCCGCGGAACUGCACAUAGACCCGUCCAAUUUGGCCCUCUCUGGCUUUUCCGCCGGCGCCAACCUGGCUUUCAGCGCCCCGUUCCGGCUGGUAUACCAUCGCAAUAUGAACGCAGUCGACCGAAAGUCAUCUCGGCCCAAUACCUCCCACAGCGUCGAAUCCGACCUGGAGGUCAACGACCGUUCAGGGCAGGACCAUGAAUCCCACCAAUUCGUCACCCCGGUCCACUCGACUUCCAACUUGAUCCGCCAACGGACAAACACACCACUACAAAUCCGGGCCAUCAUAGCAUGGUACCCUCUGCUGGACUGGACCAUGUCACGAGCGCGGAAGAUCCGCGAAUCGCGCAAUCCCAAAAAGUGUCUUCCCAAAACCUUUAUCGACCUGUUCGACUUCUCCUAUCUGCCCCCGCCGGACAUUGCGGGCGAUCACUGCAGCCCCUAUGCCUCCCCGAGCCUUGCGCCGGACCACAUGAUUCGCGAUGGCCUCCCUGAAGAUAUUCAGAUGUGGCUCUGCGAGUGGGACAUGCUGCUCCGGGAAGGUCAAGUUUUCGCCGACCGACUCGACCGUCUCGGCAAGAGGAUCGACAGCAAAUUAAUCCCGCGCGUGCCUCAUGCAUGGGACAAGUCCCCCAAUCCAUUCCGGGACCAGAGGGCCAUUGACAUCUUGUAUACCAAGUCGGCAGUGAACUUGAACAAGGUCUUCCAGGACAAGGAGGGAUUCGGCCCGGCAAACUCCAUGAGCUCUCUGCAUCCUACGGAUUCCAUCAUCGAGAGACAGCCUAGGAGGAGCAUCGUUCUACCGAUUUGA